This is a messenger RNA of Colletotrichum destructivum, 1461 nucleotides long. Its product is annotated as Putative aspartate-semialdehyde dehydrogenase, semialdehyde dehydrogenase, NAD-binding protein. The record is from RefSeq and is a predicted model, not a curated record. Gene Ontology annotation, biological process: L-threonine biosynthetic process. Gene Ontology annotation, molecular function: NAD binding; aspartate-semialdehyde dehydrogenase (NADP+) activity; protein dimerization activity. Bases 164 to 1249 code for a protein of 361 amino acids. Lineage: Eukaryota; Fungi; Ascomycota; Sordariomycetes; Glomerellales; Glomerellaceae. The transcript has 3 exons.
ACCAUCGUCAACCAUUCAUAUUACAACUAAAUUUCCCCCAAUCUACGAACGUCUUUUACUCUCUCCCUCUCUCUCUUUCUGUUCGUAGUGAUUACUGUUUUUGACAAUUGAUACCCCUCGAUACCCCUUCCCUCCCUCUCUCUCUCUUGACCAAACAUCCACCAUGGGCGAAUUCCCGGUAAAGAAGUGCGGCGUCCUCGGGUGCACCGGCUCCGUCGGCCAGCGCUUUAUCCUUCUGCUCUCGCAGCACCCGUACCUCAAGCUCGUCGCCGUCGGCGCCUCCUCCCGCUCGGCCGGCAAGAAAUACCGCGACGCCGUGCGGUGGAAGCAGGCCUCACCCAUGGGCGCCGUGGCCGACCUCGUCGUGCGUGAGUGCAAGGCUUCCGAGUUCAGCGACUGCGACGUCGUCUUUAGCGGUCUGGACUCGGACGUUGCUGGCGAAAUUGAGAUGGAAUUCCUCAAAGCCAACCUGGCCGUCUUCUCCAACGCCAAGAACUACCGCCGCGACCCCCUCGUCCCCCUCGUUGUCCCUACCGUCAACUUGCCUCACCUCGACCUUAUCCCCCACCAGCGCAAGCACCACGGUCUCGAGAAGGGCUUUCUCGUCUGCAACUCCAACUGCGCCGUCAUCGGCCUCGUCAUCCCCUUCGCCGCUCUCCAGGCCGCCUUCGGCCCCGUCGACCAGGUUUCUGUCGUCACCAUGCAGGCCGUUUCUGGCGCGGGCUACCCCGGCGUUUCCUCCAUGGACAUGAUCGAUAACGUCGUGCCUUUCAUCUCGGGCGAGGAGGACAAGCUCGAGACCGAGGCCCAGAAGAUCCUCGGCACCAUUACCUCGGACCUCACCGCCUUCGAGGACCAGGCCGAUCUCAAGGUCAGCGCCUCGUGCAACCGCGUCCCCGUCCUCGACGGCCAUACUGCCUGUGUCUCGCUCAGGUUCGCUCGCCGUCCGGCCCCUUCGGCUGAGGACGUCAAGAAGGCCCUGCGCGAGUACGUCUCCGACGCUCAGCGCCUCGGCUGCCCCUCAGCUCCCGAGAGCCCUAUCGUCGUCUUCGACGAGCCCGACCGCCCUCAGCCCCGCCUCGACCGCGACCUCGGUCGCGGCUACAGCGUUAGCGUCGGCCGCGUGCGCGAGGACGAGAGCGGCAUCUUCGACCUCAAGUUCGUCGCCCUCAGCCACAAUACCGUCAUCGGCGCCGCUGGCUCCUCCAUCCUCAAUGCCGAGGCCGCCGUUCUCAAGGGCUUUGUCUAGGCCAGGGAGCAUGUGCGUAGAGUAAAGGUUGAAUUUAUGAAAGGACAUUAAAAACAUAUACAUACAUGCAUAUACUAUCGAGGUGUAAACGGUGCGUGUCUGGUUGGGUUUACGGCAUGGAAAAUGAAAGGGAAAGAGCCGUAUUAAAAAGGCGCACUUUGAAAAUCGGCUAGGUAGAUGAUGAAAAAUGGCUUCAAGCGUAUUUGAUAUUC